AUGGCACCCCUGCAGCGUGACCGCGAUAAGCUAGCCCGUAUGGAGCAAGCAGUUCGGACAUUAUUACAAGGUCUUGGAGAGGAUGUUGAUCGGGAAGGCCUGCGUGAUACUCCAAAGAGGGUUGCGAAGGCGCUAUUGGACUGUACACAAGGGUAUCACCAGGACACGUCAAGGUCGCUUUUCCACGAGCCUCUUGUGCAUCAAGGCGGGGAGGGCAUCGUUGUAGUUCGGGAUAUUGACUUUGCGUCGACCAGCGAGGAGACGCUCCUACCUUUCCAUGGCCGCUGCCAUGUGGCCUAUCGCCCUAAAGGCGGCGUUGUGUUGGGGCUCAGUAAGCUGGCGCGCCUCACGAAGCAAUACGCCAAACGACUCCAAACGCAGCAGCGACUUGCGGCGUCCAUAGCGCUGGCGCUGCAGCACAGUCUGGAGUGCCACGGCGUUGCCUCGCGUGGUGGUGGGGUGAUGGUGGUGUGCGAUGCCGCGCACAUGUGCAUGGUUGCUCGCGGAGUAGAGAACCACAGCGGCAGCACAACGACGUUUGCGGUACGCGGUGUGUUUGCGAGGCGGCCGGAGCUGCGGCGCGCGGUGCUGAGGCUGUUUCGGGAACAUAGGUGA
Volvox carteri f. nagariensis is the source of this 615-nucleotide messenger RNA. RefSeq lists its product as uncharacterized. The record is from RefSeq and is a predicted model, not a curated record. Gene Ontology annotation, cellular component: cytoplasm. Gene Ontology annotation, biological process: tetrahydrobiopterin biosynthetic process; tetrahydrofolate biosynthetic process. Gene Ontology annotation, molecular function: GTP binding; GTP cyclohydrolase I activity; zinc ion binding. Bases 1 to 615 code for a protein of 204 amino acids. The transcript is spliced from 4 exons. NCBI's taxonomy places the organism in Eukaryota, Viridiplantae, Chlorophyta, Chlorophyceae, Chlamydomonadales, Volvocaceae.